AUGGGCUCCGAAGCUCUGCAUUUCAAAUCGCCCAGCGCCGUCAAAUCACCGCCUCAGAACGCUUGCCCCGGCGCCCCUAAAAAACCCGCUACGCCGGCCACUUUGCGCCUGCGCCAUGUGAUGUCAGCCCGCCGAGAAAAAACUUACGUGAGCGUCCGCCCAAUCCCACGCCGCCAUCCAUGCAUUGGCUGCUCCCAGCACGCGCCCACAGGUGCCGAGCGAGCCCGGGACAGUGCCAGAAGCCCGUCUCUCGCACGCGGUCUUGGCUUGAGGCGGGACGCGGGAAGCUGGUCACCUGCUAAGAUGCAAUUUGCACAGCAAAAUGGGCAUUCUGCAGCUUCGAUUGACGAUCCGAGGGAGCAACCCCGGCAGUAG
Molecule: messenger RNA, 375 nt
Organism: Trichoderma asperellum CBS 433.97
Lineage: Eukaryota; Fungi; Ascomycota; Sordariomycetes; Hypocreales; Hypocreaceae
Source: RefSeq, a predicted model, not a curated record